GGGCGAGGCGGGGCGGGGCGUUUCCCGCCCGGAUUUAGAGUACCGACGCCCGCGCGGCGACUAUGUCGCGGGCACGCAGCCACCUGCGCUCCGCUCUCUUCCUGGCUGCGAUUUCUCCGCUCAGUGCAACGACCCGGUUCGGGGCGCGGCGAGGGUUGAGCGCGUGGCCCGCGCCGCAGGAGCCCGGCAUGGAGUAUCAGGAUGCUGUGCGCACACUCAACACCCUGCAGACCAAUGCCAGCUACCUGGAGAAGGUGAAGCGCCAGCGGGGUGACCCCCAGACACAGCUGGAAGCCAUGGAGCUGUUCUUGGAACGGAGUGGGCUACAGGUGGAGGACUUGAACCAGUUGAACAUCAUUCAUGUCACUGGGACCAAGGGGAAGGGUUCCACCUGUGCCUUCACUGAACGUAUCCUCCGCAGCUAUGGCCUGAAGACGGGAUUCUUUAGCUCUCCCCACCUGGUGCAGGUGCGCGAGCGGAUCCGCAUCAAUGGGCAGCCCAUCAGCCCCGAGCUCUUCACCAAGCACUUCUGGCGCCUCUACCAGCGGCUCGAGGAGACCAAGGAUGGCAGCAGCUGUGCCUCUAUGCCUGCCUACUUCCGCUUCCUCACACUCAUGGCCUUCCACGUCUUCCUCCAAGAGAAGGUGGACCUGGCAGUGGUGGAAGUGGGCAUUGGCGGGGCUUACGACUGCACCAACAUCAUCAGGAAGCCUGUGGUGUGUGGGGUCUCCUCUCUUGGCAUCGACCACACCAGCCUCCUAGGGGACACAGUGGAGAAGAUUGCAUGGCAGAAAGGUGGCAUCUUCAAGCGUGGCGUCCCUGCCUUCACCGUGCUUCAGCCCGACGGUCCCCUGGCGGUGCUGAGGGACCGCGCCCAGCAGAUCUCAUGUCCUCUCUACCUGUGCCCACCUCUGGAAGCCCUGGAGGAAGGGGGACCUCCGCUGACCCUGGGCCUGGAGGGAGAGCACCAGCGGUCCAAUGCCGCCUUGGCCUUGCAGCUGGCCCGCUGCUGGCUGCAGCAAAAGGACCACCAGGGCAUCGGGGAACUGAAGGCAUCCCGGCCGAGCCUCCAGUGGCAGCUGCCCCUGGCACCCAUAUUCCAGCCCACGUCCCACAUGCAGCAUGGGCUCCGGGACACGGAGUGGCCUGGCCGGACGCAGGUGCUGCGGCGCGGGCCGCUCACCUGGUACCUGGACGGCGCGCACACCGUCAGCAGCAUGCAGGCCUGCGUGCGCUGGUUCCGCCAGGAGCUGCAUGGCCGCGAGAAGCCGGACGGUGGGCCUGAGGUGCGUGUCUUGCUCUUUAACUCCACCGGGGACCGGGAUCCUGCGGCCCUGAUGAAGCUGCUGCAGCCCUGCAAGUUUCACUAUGCUGUUUUCUGCCCCAACCUGACAGAGAUGUCACCAACAGGCAACGAAGACCAGCAGAACUUCAUGGUGACGCUGGACCAGGUGCUUCUCCGCUGCCUCACACACCAGCAACACUGGAGCCUCCUGGAUGAGGGGCAGGCCAGCCUGAACCUCUGGAACACCCCCAGCACGGAGCCUGGUGCGCCCACAUCCCUGCUGCUGGCACCCCGCCUGCCCCACCCCCUCAGCACCAGCUCCCUUGUCUUCAGCUGCAUCUCCCACGCCUUGCAGUGGAUCAGCCAAGGCCGGGACCCUGUCUUUCAGCCGCCCAGUCCCCCACGGGGCCUCCUUGCCCACCCUGUGGCAGGCCACGGGGCCAGCAUGCUCCGUGAGGCUGCUGCCAUCCACGUGCUGGUCACAGGCAGCCUGCACCUAGUUGGGGGUGUCCUGAAGCUGCUAGAGCCCUCCUUGUCCCAGUAGCCGAGGCGGUGCGGUUGGAGCUGGGGCCUCCCACACCUGCCCCGCGUCUCUCCAUGAACUUCUAUAUUAAGUGCCUCUUGUUUCCUGUUUUCCUGAUUCUGUCUAGACUGGUCCAGGGGCCUGGGCUCUGGGCAGUGGAGUAGAGGGCUGGUAGUGGGAAGCUGAGACUGGACAUCCUGUCUCUGAGCCUAGGUGCCUUUGGCUUCUCCUGCCCUCCCGGUUGUAGCAGGCCUGACGGACGAUCCAGCCUAUCUCCCUCCCACCACCCCUGCUUCCUGCCUCAGGUCCAGCAUAUUGUAUGAGCUGCCUGGCUGUGCCGCAGGUCCUGCCAGGUGCUGGUUGAUAGAUUUUCUCCUCCCAGUGGCCUUCUGGGAAAGGAAAGGGUCCCUGCCUGGGGCUCUCUGGGGACAGAGGGUGGCUGGUGUGCAUUAAAGCCUUUAAUUUUUUU
Molecule: messenger RNA, 2277 nt
Organism: Ceratotherium simum simum (southern white rhinoceros)
Lineage: Eukaryota; Metazoa; Chordata; Mammalia; Perissodactyla; Rhinocerotidae
Gene: FPGS
Product: folylpolyglutamate synthase
Biological process (GO): tetrahydrofolylpolyglutamate biosynthetic process
Cellular component (GO): mitochondrion; cytosol; cytoplasm
Molecular function (GO): tetrahydrofolylpolyglutamate synthase activity; ATP binding
Source: RefSeq, a predicted model, not a curated record